Paramuricea clavata is the source of this 7578-nucleotide messenger RNA. NCBI's taxonomy places the organism in Eukaryota, Metazoa, Cnidaria, Anthozoa, Malacalcyonacea, Plexauridae. The record is from the annotation of a GenBank genome assembly.
GAUUGACCUUCGGCACUGCGAGCUUAGCGCAGUUAUCUGGACGCAAGUACUGCCCCAGUUUUUCUUUUAGUUUCUCUUCGCCUAAGGGCGCCGAAAAACGUUUAUUUACGAUCUCAGCAAGCUUCUCGGUGACGGCACCUGAAGUAUUUUCAUCCUCGUCAAAGUCACUCGCAAUUUGACUGAGCAAAUUCGAGGACUCGACCGUCGAUGUGGUCGUUUCAUCUUUUGGCGCCAUAAUUGCUCGGAGUUCUGCUGAAUCGCUGUGUGAGCAGUGAGGAAUGAUCGCUUUCAUCGCCUGUGUGCUGGUCGUCAUCAAUAGUUGGAUCGUUACUCGUUUUUUGUUUCUUGUUGGUCUGACUACUGCUGUUAGAUUCAUCACGAGAUCUCUUCAGAGAAGAUCCCAACAAAGCAAAAGAAGAUACCACGGCGGUCAUAUUUUCGUUCAUAGAGUUCAUCAUUUUCGCGGGCCCUUGCAUCGUUAUUUCUUGAGAGUCAGCAUCGCUAUCAUCGCCAGUACCAUCUUCCCCCAGCAAAGCAGUCUCUUCUGCAACGGAAAUCUCGCCAGUCCGAGCAAUUUCAGAGUAUUUUUCGCUAUUUUCUGCCAUAUUAAAAUUUUUGAAGAACCUUACUCCUCGAAGGAAAGUACGCUAUGAACCUCGUGGAUUGCGCGCGCUCUCACGUGACUCCUUAGCGACAGAGACCAAUGAUGAAGUAGAAUUAUCAAUUUCCAGGGCCGCAGAGGGGGGGGGGGAGCAGUUGGGGCAAAUUGCCCCGAGGUGCUGGGGGCCCCUGAAAAUUUUUUUUUGGGCCCAGUCUUUUGUGUGUUAAAUAUUUCCGCGCAAAGGACAAGAUAUCUGUUUUCUUGGGCUAAGUACCGAAAUUUGGCAUAAAAAAUGAGAAUAAAGUCCCUGGAAAGCAAUUGCAACGUACUCGUCCGGAAAAAUUUUUUUCUCCGGAAAAAAUAUUUUUACCCCUAAAAUGGUACACUCACUGACCGAAAAUUUUUUGGCGACGGGGGGGGGUGUUAUCCGGAAAAAAAUUUUUGAUAGGGGGCCCCCCAAAAAAAUUUGGCCCGGGCCCCCGCCAACCUCUCGGCCGCCCUGUCAAUUUCCCAACAUAGAUAUGUUAGGUAUGUUAUUAUACGUAACAUAAGCUUCAAUUUGAGGUAAAAUUCAACCACAAACGCUUCGCAAAACGUUUUAAAGUGUUCUUUAUAAAACUAAACUGGAGACUAUUAAAACUGCCUUUAAUUUAUAAAUGGCUUUAUCGAUAAACUUUGAGUUUGCAAUAAAAUGAUUUCAAAUUCUCGCAUGCAAAUAACUUUGCUUUCUUUUUUAUUUAAAAAAUUCAAUAUAAAAAAAAGGGAAUCAAUGUUAAAGAUACAGUGAAAUUAUAUGCUGUCUUGUUUAGUUGUUUCAUUACUUUUUCAUGUGCGCAAAGGCCGUCGGGUUUUAGCCGGGGGGGGGGGAUUAGUACCCUCUAAAAUAGCCGGGGGGAAUUAGUACCCUCGCACGGCGCUUCGCGCCGUCAGCUCGGGGAUGAAUAUACACCCCCCCCCAAAAAAAAAAAAUUAUCGCGUCUAUAAUUACUAUCUAAAAACUUUGAAUUAUAUGAUUAACCCUCCAUGCUCAUUAAUGAACAAAUGGGUGUCGCAAACUGUCCAGCUAAUCGGUUCUUGUAUGUCUUUGUUUCAGGUCGAUCAAGAAAAGCAGGGUUAAUUAAAGAGGUAAUUCAAUGGCUUCCAAAAAGAACAUAGCCAAAUACGAAGAGAGUUUACAAACUUGUAUUUCAAAUCGCGAUCCGUUAGGAAUAGCAAAAUACAAUGACCGUUUGGGUGAUUCGUAUGCUACUUUAAGAGAGAAUAAAAUGGCCAUUCAGAAUUAUGAGAAAAGUUUACAAAUUUACACCGAAAUUGGCCAUUGGUCGGGAAUGCUUGGAAGCAAUACAAAGUUGGGCAAUACAUAUCUUAGUCUGGCACAAUACGAAGAAGCCAUAACACAUUACAAAAAGAGUUCAGAAAUAAGCACCAGAAUUGGUGUUGGAUUAGAAGUAGCAAAUAGCAAUUCCAGAUUGGGCAAUGCCUAUCGAUGCAAAGGAAAUUAUAAAGAAGCUAUUAGAUAUGGCAAAAAAGGUUUAGAAAUAAGCACUGCUAUUGGCAAUCAGUCAGGAAUGGCAAUUAACAAUGGCAAUUUGGGCAAUGCCUAUCGAUGUUUAGGAGAAUAUCAGAAGGCCAUUGACUAUUACAAAAAAAGUUUAGAAAUAAGCACUGCUAUUGGCAAUCAGUCAGGAAUAGCAAUUAACAAUGUCAAUUUGGGCAAUGCCUAUCAAUGUUUAGGAGAAUAUCAGAAGGCCAUUUACUAUUGCAAAAAAGGUUUAGAAAUAAGCACUGCUAUUGGCGAUCUGUCAGAAAUACCACGUAACAAUGGCAAUUUGGGGAAUGCCCAUCUUAAUUUCGUAGAAUUAUAUCAGAAGGCCAUUGACUAUUACAAAACUGGUUUAGAAAUUACAAGCACUGCUAUUGGCGAUCGGUCAGGAAUGGCAAGUAACAAUGCCCAUUCGGGCAAUGCCUAUCCAAAUUUAGGAGAAUAUCAGAAGGCCAUUGACCAUUACAAAACAGGUUUAGAAAUAAGCACUGCUAUUGAUUAUCGGUCAGGAAUAGCCAGUAACAAUGGAAAUUUGGGUAAUGCUUAUUUCAAUUUAGGAGAAUAUUGGAAGGCCAUUGACUAUUACAAGAAAAGUUUAGAAAUAAGCUCUUCUAUCGGCGAUCGGUCAGUAAUAGCAAGUAACAAUGCCAAUUUGGGCAAUGCUUAUCGAUGUUUAGGAGAAUAUCAGAAGGCUAUUGACUAUUACAAAAAAGGUUUAGAAAUAAGCACUGCUAUUGGCGAUCGAUCAGGAAUAGCAACUAACACUGGCAAUUUGGGCAAUGCUUAUCAAUGUUUAGGAGAAUAUCAGAAGGCCAUUGACCAUUACAAAAAAGGUUUAGAAAUAAGCACUGCUAUUGGUGAUCAGUCAGGAAUAGCCAUUAACAAUUGCAAUUUGGGCAAUGCUAAUUUCAGUUUAGGAGAAUAUCAGAAGGCCAUUGGCUAUUACAAGAAAAGUUUAGAAAUAAGCACUGCUAUUGGUGAUCGGUCAGGAAUAGCAAGUAACAAUGGCAAUUUGGGCAAUGCUUAUCGAUGUUUAGGAAACUAUCAGAAGGCCAUUGAUUAUCACAAUAAAGGUUUAGAGAUAAGCACUGCUAUUGGCGAUCGGUCAGGAAUAGCAAAUAACAAUGGUAAUUUGGGCAGUACCUAUCGAUGUUUAGGAGAAUAUCAGAAGGCCAUUGACUAUCACAAAAAGAGUUUAGAAAUAAGCACUGCUAUUGGCGAUCGGUCAGCUAUAGCAACUAACAAUGGCAAUUUGGGCGAAGCCUGUCGAUGUUUAGGAGAAUAUCAGGAGGCCAUUGACUAUUACAAAAAAGGUUUAGAAAUAAGCACUGCUAUUGGCGAUCGGUCUGGAAUAGCAACUAUCAAUGGCAAUUUGGGCAAUGCGUAUCUCGGUUUAGGAGAAUAUCAGAAGGCCAUUGACCAUUACGAAACAGGUUUAGAAAUAAGCACUGCUAUUGGCGAUCGAUUAGGAAUAGCAAGUAAAAAUAGAAAUUUGGGCUAUGUCAGUUUAGGAGAAUAUCAGAAGGCCAUUGACCAUUACAAAACAGGUUUAGAAAUAAGCACUGCUAUUGGCGAUCGAUUAGGAAUAGCAAGUAACAAUGGCAAUUUGGGCAAUGCCUAUUUAUGUUAUGGAGAAUAUCAGAAGGCCAUCGACUAUUACAAAACAGGUUUAGAAACAAGCACUGCUAUUGGCGAUCGGUUAGGAAUGGCAAGUGAGAAUUGCAAUUUGGGCAAUGCUUAUCGAUGUUUAGGAGAAUAUCAGAAGGCCAUUGACUAUUACAAAAAAAGUCUAGAAGUAAGCACUGCUAUUGGCCAUCAGUCAGGAGUAGCAGUUAACAAUUGCAAUUUGGGCAAUGCCUUUGUCAAUUUAGGAGAAUAUCAGAAGGCCAUUGGCUAUUACAGAAGAGGUUUAGAAAUGAGCACUGUUAUUGGUAAUCGGUCAGGAAUAGCAAAUAACAAUGGCAAUUUGGGCACUGCCUAUCUCAGUUUAGGAGAAUAUCAGAAGGCCAUUGACCAUUACGAAACAGGUUUAGAAACAAGCACUGCUAUUGGCGAUCGGUUGGGAAUGGCAGGUAGAAAUUGCAAUUUGGGCAAUGCUUAUCAAUGUUUAGGAGAAUAUCAGAAGGCCAUUGACUAUUACAAAAAAGGUUUAGAAAUAAGCACUGCUAUUGGCGAUCAGUCUGGAAUAGCAGUUUUCAAUUGCAAUUUGGGGGAUGCCAAUGUCGAUUUAGGAGAAUAUCAGAAGGCCAAUGACUAUUUGGAAACAUGUUUCGAAAUAAGCACUGCUAUUGGCGAUCGGUCAACAAUAGCAGGAGCGAAUGGCAAUUUGGGCAAUGCCUAUCGAUGUUUAGGAGAAUAUCAGAAAGCCAUUGACCAUUUCAAAACAGGUUUAGAAAUAAGCACUGCUAUUGGCGAUCGGUCACAAAUGGCAAGUAGCAAUGGAAAUUUGGGAAAUAGCUAUCUCAGUUUAGGAGAAUGUCAGAAGGCCAUUGAUUAUUACAAAACAGGUUUAGAAAUAAGCACUGGUAUUGGCGAUCGGUCAGGGAUGGCAAGUAGCAAUGCCAAUUUAGGCAAUGCCUAUCGAUGUCUUGGAGAGUAUGAAGUUGCAACAUCACACUUGGUGAAGUCAAUUAGUUUCUUCGAUAGAAUAUUUUUAGAAUUGGUUUCAGAUGAAAAUAGGCUGUCGUUCACGAUGCAAUAUUUCUUAUCUCAUAAAAUGUUGAUGAAUUGUUUUCUUUCUUUGGAACGCAUUGAAGCCGCAUUAUUAGUCAUUGACCUUGGUAGGGCUAAGGAGCUCCAUUGCUGCGUUGAAAAACAUAAGAAUUCUGUGGACAAGGACAUGUUCGAUUAUGCACGUGGGAUAUGGAAUAGAAUCGAGGCCAGAGAAGAACGAAGAGAAAUGGAAGAAAUGCAAACAUUUCUCGAUUUAGGAAGAAAUGGUACCUCAAUUUUACUGUUUGCUUUUGACUUAAAAGAUUCUCUUAAUGUUUGGGUUUUAAAUGGUGAAGUUAUCUUUAGAAAAUUAGAUGUAUGUUUGGAAUCAUUAGAGUUUCUCAUUAUGGAACUUCUUAGGAGGGUGAAAGUUAGUGUGGACCGGAAUUCUUCGUUUUGCAACUCCAAUUUAGUUGUUGACAUUCAUAAUCAAAUUAUUUUUCCAUUCGAAAUAUCAAACAGAAAGUCAUUCUCUAAGAAUGCGGUUGAAAAUGCUGCCUCUUAUAACGAUUUGAGUAAUCGGAAAAUUUUAGAAAUAUUGUUCCAGCUUUUAGUUGAUCCGGUGAAAGAUCUUAUCAACGGCAAGAAGCUCAUUGUCAUCCCUGAUCCGCAAAUAUUUUUUACACCGCUGUCAGCAUUAAUUGAUGAAAAUGGCUCUUAUUUAUCCAACACUUACAGCGUUCAAAUUACACCUUCAUUGCAUACCCUGAAAUGUACCAUGGAACAAUCCUGUGACCCAGACUUUGGUUUUGCGUUGUUUGUUGGUAAUCCAACUGUUGGAAAAGUUUCUUUACAUGGAGAAGAUUUUACACCAUCUGACCUUCCUAGUGCCGCAGAAGAAGUUCGAUGUCUCUCAAAGCUUUUUCAAGCUACCCCUUUAUUAGGACGUGCUGCAACAAAACAGGUAGUAUUGCAACUUCUAAAUGGAGCUAGUAUAAUCCAUAUCGCUGCGCAUGGCGAACCAAAUCGAGGUGGUAUAUUGCUUGCGCCAAACUCUUCCCAGGUGCAACCAUGUUUGGCUGUUCCCAAGCCAGAGUCGUAUCUUCUCACACAGCGAGAUAUUCUAAAUACUUCUGUGCAAGCUCGCUUGGUAGUUUUGUGCUGUUGCCACACCGGGCAAGGUGAAAUUACUUCAGAAGGUGUCAUAGGUAUAACUCGAGCAUUUCUUGCAGCCGGAGCGCGCUCUGUUCUUGCCACACUGUGGCCCAUUGACGAUAUUGCCACAAAAGAGUUCAUGGAAAAUUUCUAUGGCGAACUUUGCCAAGAAAAAUCAGUUUGUGAAGCUUUAAGAAAAACAAUGAACCACUUUCAGAAACACGAAAUAGAAGCUUACCGAUCCAGUAGGAUCUGGGGUCCAUUUACCGUCUAUGGAGAAGACGCGAAGUUCCAUAAGAAUGAGAUUAGGCAAAUCGGAGAAAAAUCUCGUGAGAUGUUUUCUGAUUUGGUGGUGCUUUAAUAUCAUUAAAAUGUCGUCGUCCUUUUUAGUUGUAUUCCAAGCAUAAGCUAAAAUAGUAUUGCAAUGCAGUAGAAUGGACUACUAACUGAGAAAGCCCCUUUUUCUGCACCUUACAUUGUUUCGAGCGAAUUUAAUUAAAUGUAUCGAAUUUUAUUGUGAAAUUAUAAUCGACUUCCUUCAGGGUAACGUUUGGUUUGGUUAGAGUUGCUCACCGGUUGUUGAUGGUCUUGAUGGGUGGAAACGUUCUUAUCGCAAUCAUUCCCCGUUUCUGUAAUGUGUGCUUGAUUUUUGUUAAAAUGAUAUUGGGAGAAAACAACGCCGUGAAAUUGCUAAAGUUGUUGGUUGACGGGAAGACAGUAAAAGGUGUAUAGCUAGCUUUAGAUUUUUAGAGUUGUGUGUGCCAUUGCCAAGCGGAAAAUCUGAUUAUGCGAUAACAAGCUUAUCUAGUUGCUGUAGUGUUUACAUUGGAAAAGUAGUAGAGGAAAUACAUUUUAGCUUUGAGUCUGUUCCUUGUUUGUUGAGAGAAAAUUAAGAAUCUGUGAUAGCAGGGUACCAGGGGCAGAAAGGCACAUUUUAACCCUACCAGGGGCAGAAAUGCACAGGGUGUAUAAAAAAUGAUAUCCAAAUUUGACAUGUUAUUCUGCAUUAGGUAUUAAGAUUGUACGGAAUCUGAUUUAAUUUAUUCAAGCUUGUAAAUAUCGGACUUUUGGCUGUAAUGUGACACCUUUUUGUUUGGUUGCGUUAAAAAUCGAAAUCCCAUUUUCCCACCGUUGGGAAUUUGAACAAAUUUGAAUAAAUGCUUGUCGCUUAUUUAGAAAACGUUUUGCAUGGCCAGUUCAAUGUGUAAACUUAAAAUGUAUUAACGAGUAAAUUUAGUUGUUAAAUAGCGAGUCUAAUAGGAUGGAUAUACACUCAGAGUAACAUCACAAACAUAAUUCUAACCUGAGUACAGAAAAAAUUUUAUUCGAAUUGUUAACUUAGAAUCUGAAAUGAGAAUAAUUUUAAUACUCAGACUGUUCAGACAAUAGCACGACGAAUUCUACGUGGUCGUUUUCAAUCGCGUUGAUACCAAAUCUGUGUAAUUUAAUUUUGCAACCCAAGGCCUGAUGAAAAUGUUUAUUAAAUCUAUAAACCAGGGCGAAGGGAGAGAGGGCGUAGAAACGGCCAUACAUCGAGCGGACCCAUCCGUGAUGCGGGCUUCGCGGGGGGUAAGACGUUCUAAUUGUAAACAAAUAUGGCUACGCAAUAUGGCUGACCCAUCAGAAG